Monopterus albus (swamp eel) is the source of this 1755-nucleotide messenger RNA. RefSeq names its product forkhead box N1 (gene foxn1). The record is from RefSeq and is a predicted model, not a curated record. NCBI's taxonomy places the organism in Eukaryota, Metazoa, Chordata, Actinopteri, Synbranchiformes, Synbranchidae. Bases 1 to 1755 code for a protein of 584 amino acids. Gene Ontology annotation, molecular function: transcription cis-regulatory region binding; DNA-binding transcription factor activity, RNA polymerase II-specific. Gene Ontology annotation, biological process: regulation of transcription by RNA polymerase II. The transcript is spliced from 8 exons.
AUGUCAGACUCCCCAAUAUUUCCCUCCAGCAGGAGUAAGUCUCAGACGUCAGCCUCUCAGGGCAACAUACACACCUGUGAGCCCUGUGGGACCUCCUGCCAGCAGAUGGCAGAAUCACAGAGUAAAGAGGGCAGGGAUGUUUGCUUCACCCAGUACCUUCAGCUGGACAGACAGGAGACCAGCACCUUCAGCUUGAGGACUGCAGCUGUGAACAGGAGGCACAGCGUUGAUGGGACCAUUAGUUCAGGGCCAGGAUCAGCACUGGGACGAGGCCAUCUUGACCCUGACCGUUUCCACCCAUACCGCCGACAAUUCAGUGAUGGAGCAGUGAUGGCCGCAGGUCUUCAACAGUGCUCUUCUGCCUUCAGCUGUCUGCAGGAGGUGUGCAGUCCUGAUACUCAUUCAUACAGCUCCAGCAGUGAGGCCUCACCAUCCUGGGACCAAUACAACAGCAGUGUUCAGAGUUCAUACCCAGAACUACAAGCUGUACCAGGGGAGCCCUCCUGCUUCCUGUCUCAAAGCUAUGCAUCCUACAGGUCAUCGAGCCCUCUACAACAAGUCUCCUCUAGACUGUAUGCUAAUAAUGACCAGUCCAACACCUCCAAAUAUUCUCUCCAAAGUCUCUCCACUCAGUCACAUAAGGAAAGCAUCACACAGUCCCUCUUCCCCAAGCCCAUUUAUUCAUACAGCAUCCUAAUCUUCAUGGCUCUAAAGAACAGUAAAACAGGGAGUCUGCCUGUCAGUGAGAUCUACAGCUUCAUGACAGAACAUUUCCCAUAUUUCAAGACAGCUCCCGAUGGAUGGAAGAACUCUGUGCGUCACAACCUCUCCCUGAACAAAUGCUUUGAGAAAGUGGAGAAUAAAAAUGGGAACUCAUCCCGUAAAGGCUGUCUGUGGGCUCUCAAUCCAGCCAAGGUGGAGAAGAUGCAGGAGGAGCUGCAUAAGUGGCGUCGUAAAGACCCCAUCACUGUUCGCAGGAGCAUGGCGAGGCCGGAAGACCUUGAUCGUCUAUUGGGAGAGAGACCUGCCAAGCUUAGGUCUUUGCCACCUUACCCCAACCCAUCUCUCUUAUCCAGAGUGGCCCCCAUCUAUGGCACCUCCUCGUCAUCUUGCACCCCAAGCCAGCUUCGACCACCCUUUCUACCUAUUCGGCGCCCACAUUAUGCUCAUAUUCACUCUCACCAGUCCAGCACCAUUCCCCCUUCUGUUGCUCAUCCCAGCAACUCCUUUGCCCUAUACUCACUCCGUGGACAGCAGCCUGCAGCUGGAAGCCAGAACUCACCAAUGGCUGGGAACGUGCCUCCUGUUUACAAUGCUGCGCUGCAGGUGGAGUACAGUGCUGGCCCCAGGAGCAUGCAGGACUUACUGUUGGAGGGAGAUGGCAGUUAUGACAUUGACAUGCUCAACCCCAGUCUGACUGACCUGCAGCUGCAAGGUAACUUGUGGGAGGAAUUAAGGGAAGACAGUUUGGUGUUCGAUCCUCAAAUUACCACCACAGAUCCAUCCACUUCCUCUGCCCUGCAGGGUUCCCACAUCCAGAGCAGCUGUUUGCCGGAGGCGCCCCCUGCCGGUGAGACAUCAGAGGUGACUGCUGUCGGUCGAUGUAAAGCGCAGUAUGAGGAUAAGGACACAGGCAGUGGACGAAGCGUAGAGCAGCGUGGCUGUAUGAAUGGACUGCACCCAGUGGUUUAUUCAGGGGUGGAGAGUCUUGCUACAUAUCUGACCUCCUGUACCACAUCCAUCUCUUUAAUGUAA